AAUUGCACCGCAGGCGACUACUGCUGGAUCCUUAGUUGGUAGACAGUUUUUUCCCAGACCUCUAUACUGCGCAGUUUUUUGAUAGAUCGAGAUGAAGCGAGUUAUGGCUUUAGUUGGCGCUUUUCUGCUGGUGAGUGCUGUGCAGUGCGAUGAUAUGCCGUUUUGGAAUGAGAAGGUGGAAUGCGCUCAAAGCAUGGGAAUCAGUCCUGACCAAAUGACGUCCAUGUUGACGUCGAACGAUGCACAAAUGAAUUGCGUACAUGCCUGCGUGUUAGAAAAAAUAGGCGGAAUGGUUGACGGCAAAUUAAGUCUCGACAGCCUUAUGGAAUCUCUAGAGAAACUUAAAGCUGAAGUCAAGGAUUACGAUGCAACUAAGGCUGGUAUCCAUCAGUGCUUUGAUCAAGCCAGCGGUGAUAGAUGCGAAUCGGCCGGCAAAUUCGCUAUGUGCAUGCAGGAGCACAUGCAAGGUUAAUUCGCGCAUUUAACGCCGGAUUAUCCUUUAUAAUAUUUAUAAAUGAUCCAUUUGUACGCAUGUUCCAUGUAUAAUUAAAAAUAUAUGUAACGAUAAUAUAGCACCUUUAUAAGCAUUUA
This is a messenger RNA of Nasonia vitripennis (jewel wasp), 591 nucleotides long. RefSeq lists its product as uncharacterized. The transcript has 5 exons. The record is from RefSeq and is a predicted model, not a curated record. Bases 92 to 472 code for a protein of 126 amino acids. NCBI's taxonomy places the organism in Eukaryota, Metazoa, Arthropoda, Insecta, Hymenoptera, Pteromalidae. Gene Ontology annotation, molecular function: odorant binding.